UGAAGCUUUGCCCCGCCGAUCGUCCAGAAUUAAAUUUUUUCUGCAUUUCUGGGUAGGUCCACUUUUUUAUGUAUACAUAUAAACUUGACUCGUUUAGCUCUGUUGGACCACCCGAUGGCCCAAUGUUGUACGUCAAUAUGGCGGAUAAAGCGAAACACACACGAGGGCAACACGAUUGCUGUCGGCCAUCUGUCGGCUCAUGACGUUUCGUAUGCGCCUAUUCGCUCGCACCUGGUUUUCUGACUUCUUCCAGCACAUGACCGGCAAUUUAGGCAACGAAGCAAAUGCUGUCGAACAAGUCGGCCGAGCUGCAGCAAUGAAAAAGAAAAAUUUUUGUUUGUACGACAAAGCGAAAUUCGUCGCCAUAUUGAAUACGAAGUGAGUGGUGUCAAGUUGUGUAGUGUACAGAGAAAAUUAUGCAGAUUUUCAUUUUAACUUGGAAUUUGCAAACAAAUUUUAGUAAAUCAACAAUUAAGCACAACUAGUUCGUGUAUAUGUAUUUGUAUGAUUGAAUGUGUUUUAGUAACACAUUUUAGUGGUAAACAUUAAGAAUACAUACAUACAUAUAUGUGUAGUGAUAAAAUUGGCUCUUGUUAAGCAUACGUCGAUCGAUGUGUGUGCGUGUGUAAACGGCCGGGACUGUGCUGGAGUGAAAAAAAUUGUUCACAAGUACCUAUUGUUUGCACCUUGUUGAUAAGUUUAUCUGGGAAGAUUGCGCUGCAUAGGAGUGUUCGUCGUCAGUUUUCUUGAACAUAACCUAUAAUUGCGUGUGGCGAGAUGGAGGCGAGCACCACAUCAGCGGCGGCUCCAACGCAGGCAUCUUCCAAUGACCAGGAAGAUCUGUUGGAUUUCCAUCCAGGUUUAUCUGAAGAAGAGCGUCGUUUCUACAUAAGGGCAUAUCCGAAUGUUGAUCUGGUGCGAGAGCGCAAGGUGCAUUGUACUAUUUGUAAGAUGCAUAUCGGCACUGCCCCAAUCCAAGAAGAUAUCAUCAAAAUGCAUCCGGUGCUGCGUGUAACACACUGCACCAAAUGUCAUGAUUUCUACAAUAGCGGUGAAUUCAGUAAAGGCGAAGAUGGCUCAGAGCUAUAUUGCCGCUGGUGUGGGCAAGGCGGAGAGGUUUAUUGCUGCUCAAGCUGCCCUUAUGUGUUUUGCAAGUCAUGUAUCGUUAAGAAUUUGUCUCGUGGUGUAGUAGCCGACAUUGAACAAAAUGAAAAUUGGAAUUGCUUCAGCUGUGCACCGAAAAUACUUUGGCCGUUGCGAGCGCAGCACUGGGCAUUGAUUCGCUAUAUAGAUAAACAAAAGAAGCACAUUGAGGCAACAUGCCUUAGUGAAACUGAAAAGAAAACGCUCAUGGCACAAGAUCGCUCUACUUGCUGUCGUCUAGCCAAGUCUAAGUGUGGCAACAUGUCGGACUCUAUGGAGAGUUUGGAUUCUACGGCAUCACGUCGCAGUCACAAUAGCACCAGUGCAAAGAAGCAAUCAAAAUCGCCUGGUUCGCAUCCACAAACACCCGCUGCCAAGCGUAUGAAAACAUCAAAUGAUGAAGUCGUCUGCACUCCCGAUUUGUUGAGCAUGUUGGAGCCUGAUUGUCAAAUUACUGUACCACAGAAGACCCGCCCUUCUCCGUCGCCAAUGACGUCUACACCGAAGAUAAUAUCCUUGCAAGCCAAUGCACAGGCUCAAAAUAGUAGUGGCAUGACUCUAAAACCACAUAACAAUACACCACCGCCAUUGGUGUUGCGUAACACCGGCAUACCAAUGCGACAUCCUUCGCCUGCACCUGUUGUGCGGCGUACAAUUAUUGGUGCACGCAAUGCUACAUCGACUGGAAAUCAUACACCCGUUUAUCAUACCAUUAAUGGCUAUCGCAUCGAUUUGAAUUCAGCAGCCCAGCAAGAAACAUUCCGUUUACCAAAUGGCAAGCUAAUACAAGUGAAACGCCAGGGAACAAACAAUGUUCAGGCCGCCACUUCACCACAAGUGGGUAAUAACCCUUGGAUGCGCCAGGCAAGUCCAAUUGCGUCUAUACAGCACGCUGCAUCUGGUCGUCCUAUACAAAUAACCCCAGCUAGUUCACAUGCGACACAACACUACUAUACAGUGCAGCAGCAGCAGCAACAGCAUCAUCAGCAACAACAACAGCAGCAGCAGCAGCAGCAGCAACAACAACAACAAAAUGCAAUGCACCACCCACAAAUGAUACGCUACAGCAAUACCACAGUUACACCAGUUGGUGGUCAAAAUGGCGCUGUCAGGGCCGCACAAAUACAGGUGAUUAAUGGCGUGCCAGUAGCACCUCACGUUGCACAAACAGCAGCACCAAAUGCAAAUGUCGCUACCGCAGCUCGUGCGCCACUCAUGGUGCGUCAUGUCUUCCCUGACACGGCCUUCGGUCAAGCACGCACUCAGCUUCAAGAACAAGUAUUCAAUGCCAUGGAAAUUUGCCAACAUCUAACUGGCAAAGUGCAAACACUGACCAAUUCGAAUGCCUACAAGACGGCACGUAAUUACCUCGAAGUGAAGGAACUCUACAUCCAUCUUUCAUAUUUGUUAACCUACGCAAUUGGACGCUUCAAGGGCUUGCAGGAUAAAUGCUUAGCUGAUAUGCGGCAAUUGGGCUUCGUUAAAGAUGCCGAUAGUUUGGAUAAUGGGCAGUUGGCAGCAGGCGUCGACUAUGUCCGUUAUGGUCAACUUGAAGAUAUAGAUCUUUUCAAUACCAGCUCAAAUAGCUUCCAUAAUCAGGUAUAUGAGUAUCGCAAGAGUUUGUAUGCGAAUUUGGAGAAUGGAAAUGGUGACAUUAAGAAACCGCCUCUGUCUCCGCUAAUGCCGCUGGGUCAAAGUAGACGCAAUGCUGAUGUCGAUGCUGGUGAAGACGACGAGGAGGAUUAUGGCGAUAUGAAUGAUGAGACAGGCGAAACCAGCUGGAUGAAAAACAACAAUGAUACAAGGGCUGUGGGUGAUAUGACACAAAUGGAGUCCACCUACAAAGAACCAGAGUCAUCAUAUUAUGAUAAUGAGACGACAUUCGAUGAAACUGCAAAUGAAGAUGUGGACGCGACGGCAGAAGUUGAUUUGGACGAUGAGGAGCCCGACGCCGAUGUAGCUGAUGAUGGCGGUUUCGAACAGUAUGCCGCACAACAACCGUCACGUUACAGCAACAAGGCACAUUAUGGUACUGAGGAUUACAUGAGCCACGAAGAGCAAACACAUGCACGCGAUCGCAAAUUGGCGCGUCUCAUACAACAGUAUCCGGCUAUUUGGUGUACACGCCAUGCCGAUUAUGGCAACUUCGAAGUAACACGCAAGCACUGGCGCACCAUAGCAUCACAUUUCAAGCGCACCGAAAACAUUAAGUUGCGUUGGAAGAAUAUACGCAAGCGUUAUGUCCGAGUGGAGCGACGCGUACGCGAAGGCAAGCGCUUCAAUGGCUACUUUGACAAGACCACAAACUUUCUGGCCAAUCGCGAUUUGCCCGAAGAUCAGUGGGUCGAGGUGGAUUGCGGUAGUGAGGAUGGUGAUGGUUUCGACCGCAAACAACUCGACGUGAUCGAAAAGAAACUACAUAAGGACGAGAAAUCACGAUUAUGGAACGAAAAUAAUGGCGGCGAUGCUGGUGACAAUUAUGGCAUACCAUCGGAAGAUAGUGAGAAACCAAUUGAAGUGCGAGCUUUGGAUAUGAAAAUCAUAAAUUUUGUCAAAUGUAAUCCGGUGUUAUGGCGUAAAUCCCCUGAUCCGCAAUAUAAUCACAUCGACGAACAAUCACGAAAGUCGCUUUGGGUACACUUGUGGAAAACAACGCGACUGCAAAAUCUAACUUGUGAAGAUAUAAUGGAUCGUUGGGCACAUCUUUACGAAAUGUAUAAGUCUUUUCGCUUAAAAACCAUCAAGGACGAAACAAAGAGGGCUAAUUUGGAAUUAAAAUAUUCAAAAUAUCUAGCCAAACUCUAUUUCCUAUACAAAAUUGUUGAGGAAGAUUUGCGCAAUGAGCAUUGCAAUAAUAUUGACAUUGAUUUAACGAAAGAUAUGCCCGAAAGUGAGCGGCGUAUGCAAGAUGAUCCGGAUGAUAAGGAGUUUAUGGUGCAACUGGUGCGUUGUGUGCAACAUUACAGCAUGCUGUGGGAUAAAUUGAAUAUAGACUACUAUGAUACAGUGUUGCGCUCAAAUAUUUGGCAAGAUAUUGCUAGUGAGUUAAAAGAUUUCAAACGUAAUGCUGAAACUAUUAAAAAGCGUUGGCAGCUUGCCCUCUUCAGCUAUCAGCGUUAUAGGCGCGAUCGUCGCACAUUCCCGAAGGAUAAACCAUUGCCAAAAUAUUGCCGAAAUUUACCAGUGGAUGAAAUGUUUUUCCUCGAUUGAAAAUAAGUGAAAUAGAUCUCCUUUUAUUAAGAAAAAAGUAUAUGCAUAUAUGUAUAAGAAUGAAUUUAAUUAUAGCAUUCACAUCAUGUAGUCCAUACUCGUAUUAAGCUUUCAUGAUACAUUUACAAAAAUUUUAUAUAAAAUUAAAUCGUGGUAUUUUCAUGGCCAAAAUUAUUAUAAUUUGGAAUUAUGUGUUUAAAAAGCAUCCCAUGGUGUGUGUGCAAUGCAAUGAUAAGGGCGUGCCUCGCCAAAUUUGCGCGUUUAUUGCUAUCGAUGCUCGAAUAGGGACAAAAAAACUGCUGAAAUAGCGUUUCUUAAGAAAGCUUUUUCUAAAAGAAAAAGCUAAUUACUUAAGAAAAAAGCAAUUAAUUUUAAGUCUUUAUGAAAAGAACAUCGGGUUUAAUGCUGACCUGAUUAAAAAUGUAAAAUUUUAGGUUAUUUUCAAUAAUUUUAUAAAAACGUAUUAUGUAUUUCAGUAAUUUUUUUAUUAGAAUUAAUCAUUAAACUCAUAUAACACCAUGCUUGCAUGUACGUACGUACGAACAUAUAUUGAUCUAACUUUUAUAAAUUAAUGAUUACGCAAUUAAAAUAUGUUUAAAUACAAAAAUAAUUUAAUCUUUUAAAGCUUAAAUAAUAUAUCUACUGAACCCCCCUUUUUACUAGAAUGCUCGUCCGUUCGACAACUCCAUGUGAGUUAUUCGCUCAGAGAGACGGAAAAGCAAAGCGUUUUGCUGCCAAAUCGGGAAACAAAACAUGACAUUUUUCCGUGUGAAUACUCAAAAAGUGCUUUUGGUCACUUUUCGGAAAUUAAUUUCGAAACUAAAACUUGCUCGUGCGGCACUAUGUAGUAAUGUUGAUUUUUCAAAGUUCACUUUUCGGAAAUCAAAAACUAAACCUUUUGAUACUGUUGAGUUUGACGCACAUUUAGAAAUUACUUGCAUUACUUGCGAAUUACUUGCAACAGUGUAAUCUGCUUUUAAAAUGUUUGUGCUUAAUUGCUGUGAUAUCUCUUUAGUGCCCGCAAAUGCUAGCUGCACAUUAAAUUUAUAUUAAAAUGAUUUUUCUUUUUUUUUUC
This is a messenger RNA of Rhagoletis zephyria (snowberry fruit fly), 5428 nucleotides long. RefSeq names its product ADD domain-containing protein 1 (gene ADD1). Lineage: Eukaryota; Metazoa; Arthropoda; Insecta; Diptera; Tephritidae. Gene Ontology annotation, cellular component: pericentric heterochromatin; nucleus. Gene Ontology annotation, molecular function: chromatin DNA binding. Gene Ontology annotation, biological process: chromatin remodeling; replication fork processing. The record is from RefSeq and is a predicted model, not a curated record.